CACCAAGCGAAGGCUACGUCCAGCUACGUCCGUUUUAGUCCCAAAAACCGCAAUACCGUCAUGGCACCCGGUUUUAUCAUUUUUUGAAGAAAGUCUAAUAUACACGCAAUCGAAAUCGUGACGAAGUAGUGAUUUUUUUUUCUACUCUAACGUUUGUUCAUAUUUGAUUUACAUGACUUAACGAUACGCGUAGUAUCGAUAUAAAAUACAUUUUGGGUGUAACGUUUUAUAUGAAAAAUACUUCUCAUCGCCUAAACGUACCUUACAGUUUCUACGGACUGUAGGAUUGUAAUUGACGAUUGUAUCAGUGUCACGUGAAGUCUUAGAAACAUGAGUUCAGGUAGACCAAUCAAGUGUGUGGUGGUAGGAGAUGGAACUGUAGGAAAAACGUGUAUGUUAAUAUCAUAUACAACAGACAGUUUUCCAGGAGAAUACGUACCCACAGUAUUUGACAAUUACUCAGCACCCAUGGUUGUGGAUGGAAUACCUGUUAGUUUGGGUCUUUGGGAUACAGCAGGUCAAGAAGACUAUGAUAGGCUUCGUCCACUUUCAUACCCUCAGACUGAUGUCUUUCUUAUUUGUUUCUCUGUAACAAGCCCAUCAUCGUUUGAAAAUGUUACCAGUAAAUGGUAUCCAGAGAUAAAACAUCACUGCCCAGAUGCACCAAUGAUACUCGUUGGAACUAAAAUAGACUUACGAGACGAUCGUGAAACACUUACUGCCUUAGCUGAACAAGGCCUCAGUGCCAUAAAACGUGAACAAGGACAAAAAUUGGCAAAUAAGAUUCGUGCAGUGAAAUAUAUGGAAUGUUCUGCACUCACGCAACGUGGUCUGAAACAAGUAUUUGAUGAAGCAGUACGUGCUGUCUUAAGACCAGAACCUCAAAAACGCAGACAGAGAAGAUGCACUAUGUUAUAAACAAUAAAUGAUCAGGAAUGAAUCGAUGUAGGUAAAGCCAUAUAUAAACUGACAGACUGAAAUUAAUUUUGUCAUAAAGAAAUGAAAGAAAAUAUGAAUGUUUUGAAAUGGAGAUAGCACACCAUACAUUUUAAACAACUUUUCUGGCAGCUGUAGUUUAUCGUGUCAUAAAUAAAGUACAAUUUACAGCUUCCUUAUUUUAACGUAAGUUGUAAAAUUAAUGCUGUAAGACUAAAAAGAAAACUUGGACAACGAAAAAGUAUGGUCAAAUUUUUAACCAUUUUACUUAUGAAAUUCAAAUGAAUGAAAUUUACUAUAGAUUUAUACGUAUCAUGUUUGUAGCAUUUUUUAACCUAUAAAUUUAUAAUUAAUGUACUAGUCAAUGUCAAGAGGAAAUAAUCUCAUAACCUUGAAACAAUACAUAUUUACAGGUAAUUUUUUUAUUUUUAUAUUAUGACAAUAUCCAUUUUGUUGUCAUAUUAUGUAAUUUUUUAACUUAGUGUCUCGAUUUAUAAUGUUGAAAUAAAGUUAAUGUUUUUAUAAAUAACACUGUCGAAUCUUGGAACUUUGUUCAUGAGAGCUGCCAGACUUCAAAACUUUUAUAUUUAUAAUAGUGAAAACAUUCAUUUUAGUACACGCAUAUAAUAUAUAUAACAAUCAAUAUACUAACAAUUUUUAUAAAAUGUAAAAUAGCAUUAUAUAGUGUUACUUCAACGUACAGUGCCAUAGCAACGAAAAAAUCAAAUCAACAAUGCGAGCAUUUUUUAUGUCAGUUCUAGACAAUAUAUGUUUGUAUCUUAUUAGACUCCCUUACUUAAUAGCGAAAUUAGAAAAAAAAAACUUAUAAAGGAAUUGAAAAAUCUUGUAACAGAAAAUAUUUUAUACUUAUCUUGAACUUUUUUAUGAAUAUUGUGAUCGUAAUAUUUCUUCGCAUUGCAACAGAAAAAGGUACAUUUAUGUAUAAUAUACUGCCAACAAACAUUUGUACACUUUUUGUGGACGAAUUUAAUAGGUUUAUAUGAGACUUUAUUGUCUAGAAUUCGAACAUUUUCUUGUACCUACAUAAUACAAGCAAAAUAGUGUAUUAUGUAUAUUGAUAUUUAUUUGAUUUUGACCAUGUUUUGAGUCAGAAUAUUUUUAAAGAAGUGUAAUACGAAACAUCUAUUUCGAAUUGUAUUGCUGUGGUUUCCUGUAGCAGAUACAGUUUUACAGAUUGUUGCACAGGUGCAAUCUGAUUAUCAGCCCUAAAUUAUUUUUAAUAGUAAUUGAGAUUGCAUUGGAAAAAUAAUAAUCAAAAUAUAUGUUGAAUUGUGUAAGGAAAUGUAUUUCAUUUCCAGUGACGAACGUAAGGUGCAAAUUAUGCCUAUAAAAUGAAAAACAUAGCACAAUUUAUUUAAAAAAAAAUACCAUGAUAUCUUUAAUCUUCCAUUAUUAUUUUUAUAAAAUUAAUUUAUAUAAAUCUUCAGAAUUAAAAAAAAACCAGUAUCACAUAUUUUAGAAUAAUGAGUACAUUGUACAGAACAAAUAACUUUUCUCUUAUGUAUUGAAUUACUUGCAUCUAAUUUAUUAUUGUGAAUUUUUCAUUGCUACUAUUAUACUGUAACAUACUUCGUUUACGCCGAUCUACAAUAUUAAAAUAUUAUUUUCAUAGAUACUACAUUCUCUUUAUAAAAGGACUCAAUGAAAAAAAAAUAGUGUGAUGAUGAUGACUAACAAAUAUUCCUCUACUCGUAAACAUGCUAUUUUUUUAUAUUUAAAAAAGAAGCUUAGAAUAUAAAAAGAUAGGACAUGCGUGCCAUAUGCUUUCAAAUUUAUAAAACGAAUAUUACGUAACAUACUUUGUUCAUAUUUGUACUCAACAUGAAUUUUGAAACGAAUUAGAGAUACGUCAUCAUAUUUAAAAUGAAAAAUUCUUAGUGUAAGCGAGAGUGAAUUAUGAAUGAGGCAUAUUAAUGCUUGCUGAGUGUACAUACUGUAGCAUAGUAAUAACAUGCUCUAAAUUUCAAUCAAGCACAGUUUGAUGACGAAAUAAUAUGAUUUCUUUCCUCUUAAAGUAUUUCGGUAUGUACACAAUCUAUUUGAGUAAUUAGUCAUGUGAUUGAAGUAUAGAGUGUGCCGCGAGAUGUUUGCAGUAAGCUUUACACUUUAUUGUAUUUGCUACAACUUUCAACAGAAAAUUUAUUUCUGGCACUUUCUGCUGCAAGAUAUCGUAUAUAAAUUAAAUUUUUAGUUAAGGACGUACAAUACAUUUGUAGUUCCUGUGUAAGACAAUUUUUUUUCUUUGAUACUUCAAAGAGCACAACUCAAGAUAUUAUUGCUAUUCUACGACAUGUUUAAGCCUAGGAAGUUUUUAUAUUGUGUACAUACGUACAUAAACGUGACACAUUUAUUAUAUAAAGUGAACAAGCACCAACUUUUGUAAUAUAAUAAUUAUAUGCAAAUUUGCAUUUAUUGUAAGUAGUGGAUUUGUUUUACGAUUACUAUCGCGUGUACGUAGUGAACUCUGUUAUUUAUUUGUUACGUAUAUAUCGAAUUAUGAGAAAAAGUUACUAGUAAAUUUUUAGAUUUUUGAAAUGUCAAUCCAAAGUCAGAUUACAUAUUAUAACAAUGUAUCAAACUUAGAUCCAUUAAAAGUAAGAACUAGACAAAGCACAAUCUUUUUAAGAUUUUUAAUCUUAAGAUCUUAAAGCAGAUUUUUUUAACUUAUAAGAUUAAUUCAAUAACUUUUUUGCAAUAUUACAAUAUAAAUAAAAACUUUAUUCUACUAUUUCAAUUUAUAUUUGAAACUUUUCUUUUUUCUCUCUAGCAACUAUUAAUUAUUGCUUCCUUAUUUUAAAUGAGAAUGGAAUCGACCGAAAUUUGUAAUGAAAACAAAAUUUUGAAUUCAUGUGUAUUAUUGGUAAGAUGAAUUACACUACUUACAACUUGUGCACUUAACAAUGGUAAUUUACAUUGACUCUUU
Molecule: messenger RNA, 3880 nt
Organism: Hylaeus volcanicus
Lineage: Eukaryota; Metazoa; Arthropoda; Insecta; Hymenoptera; Colletidae
Gene: Mtl
Product: ras-related C3 botulinum toxin substrate 1
Exons: 5
Coding region: 331-918 (195 amino acids)
Biological process (GO): small GTPase-mediated signal transduction
Molecular function (GO): GTP binding; GTPase activity
Source: RefSeq, a predicted model, not a curated record